GAGUCGCAGACGCCGGGAAGCGCAUCGAUUCGUCGACCGCCUAUCCCCAUCCGCCGCGCCGACCUCCCCCGGCUGCCGCGAGCACCCCGCCGGCGGGGCGGGCAGGCGGCUUCCGAUGGGGUAUUCGACGCGCCCGCCACCCGCGGCCAGCUUCGCCUUCCUCCUGGCGCUGCUCUUCUUCUCGCCGGUCGCGUCAGCUGGACAACCAAAAGGUGUAUGUGUUUCACCUGGUGGACGAUUUCCUGCCUUUUCAUCUGAAGGCAAGCCUCCUGGAAGGGCACCGAAGGGGCGCAGAGAUCUAGCACUGUGUAGGAUAUUCCGUCAGAAUACAUGUUGCGAUGUGACUCAGACAUUUCCUGCUCUGGUCUCUGUGAGGAACCUUGCAUUAACUGGUGAAGGCGGUCAAGAAUGUAUCCAUUUGUGGGAAUUGCUUGAAUGCUCAAUAUGUGAUCCACGCGUGGGUGUCAGGCCUGGACCUCCUGUUGUAUGUGCGUCAUUCUGUGAUAUGGUCUUCAAAGCUUGUUCAGAAUCGUACUUCUCCGUGGAUAUGAAAACACAGGCCUUAUCUCCUUGUGGUUUAGGUGACAUCCUUUGUGGCAAAGCACAUAAAUGGGUUUCUAAUGGCACAGAGUUAUGUCAUCUUGCUGGUUUCUCUGUGCAAGUUUCUGAGACCAACUCUGGUUUAGUUGAUGACACUUUCUGCUAUGGUGGUAAAGCGAGUUUGGAUUCCAUCUCUGAUUCAUGGACUUCUUCAAAAGACCGUCCAACAUUAAGCGGUGUGGCUUCUUGGAAUGUUCAAGAUUUCCAGAGAUGGGCAAGAGAUAUGCCUGUCGGUGAAAGAAUUUCAUGGGCAAUUGGAGGAAUGGUCCUCACCGCGGGCCUCAUUUUUAUCAGCAAAAGGAAAAGCUACAGUCAUCGCCAGAAGCAAGCUGCUAUUGUUCGCAAUAUCAGAUUGAGAAGGCUGGAUUCAAGAGCCAACCCACAGCAAACGAAGCAAAGCUAGGAAGACUUAGGCAACUAAGUGUUACUUGUAAAGGAUUCUUGGAUGUGUGCUUCUACCUCUUUGUGUAUCAGUAUAACCUCUCAACUGUGAACAAUAGAUUGUAGUUCAUAUUCUUCCCGGUGCUUAGAUACACGGAGGAACCUCCCUUUCAUCCUUCUGUAAAAGAAUAGUUCUACAAGUUGUCGCUAAGUUUUGCCGGAAUGCAGGACUUGUGGGCUGGCUUUAGCUCGUGUAAAUAUUAUUCGACAACAAUAACUUUUUGCUGCUAUUGGUAUC
Messenger RNA from Setaria italica (foxtail millet), 1279 nucleotides. RefSeq lists its product as uncharacterized. The record is from RefSeq and is a predicted model, not a curated record. The coding region runs from base 116 to 1003 and encodes 295 amino acids. The transcript has 4 exons. Lineage: Eukaryota; Viridiplantae; Streptophyta; Magnoliopsida; Poales; Poaceae.